AUGGAUCACGAAUGUGAAAAGGUGGUCCGCUUAGCAGAGUGCCGGUACCCAGUGGAAGGACAGGAUGGACCUACUCAAAUAUGUGAUGUGCAGAAUCGAUCUUCUCCAACCGAUCAAGUGCAAGUGGUAUUUAGAACGAAUCAUGGCCAAGAAUAUACUUGUGUUUAUCAACUUAGAAUACUUAACUGGAAGUAA
This is a messenger RNA of Cooperia oncophora, 195 nucleotides long. The record is from the annotation of a GenBank genome assembly. Lineage: Eukaryota; Metazoa; Nematoda; Chromadorea; Rhabditida; Trichostrongylidae.